ACGCUCAACUAUACGACCGAUAGGAUUAACGACAUUAUAUCACAAAGCCUCGCUUUUAUCCUUCCUCUCCCUGCCUCCUUAAGAUUUGCUAAUCCAUUUCCUUGGCCAAUAACCAUCUCAAACAUCAUUAAUCUUCAAUAGCGCCUAAUACUCCCCUUUAAUAAUGGUCAAGGUUCUUUCUACUUUCGCCAUCCUGUCCCUCUCUCUCUCCUUGGCCUUAGGUCAUGGCCAUUACAAUCUUGAAAAGCGUGCUGUAGCUAAAUGUAGUACUACUUACAAGCCAGUGGCCGUCAACGCAUAUCCAGCCUUGGACUGUACACCUUUCAUUCAGGACCCUCAGGUUCAGGCUUGGCUCAAGUUGGUCGAUUUCUCAAAAGUCCCUGUUUUCCCGCCAUCCAAGAACGGUGUCUGCCCCACAGAUUUGACUACGAUCCCAAAGGAUCAAUGUUGGUGGACAUGCCAAAAGUGUGAAGCCCCUGGUGAUAUCACAAGCUGUCCUAAGACUGGAACAUGGGGCCUAACUUACGAUGAUGGCCCCUCGCCUGACUCGCCCCGCCUGUAUGACAACCUCCUGGCCCAUAACCAAAAAGCGACUCUCUUUAUCGUCGGGUCUCGCGCCAUCAGCUUCCCCAACACUCUGAAGCGCGCCUAUCAAGAAGGUCAUCAAAUUGCUAUCCAUACUUGGUCUCACCCUUCCAUGACCAGUUUAACAAAUGAGCAGAUCGUUGCAGAACUCAAAUGGACUGAGAAGGCCAUUUUUGAUACCAUCGGAGCAACUCCACUCUAUUGGCGUCCACCUUAUGGUGAUGUCGACAACCGUGUCCGCAGCAUUGCAACCCAGCUUGGCUUUAAGACGUCUAUUUGGACCCAGGGUUUUGAUACUGAUGAUUGGAACAUUCCUGGAGGCACCGCUACCUCACAGUCAGUUGUCGACACCUUUAAGGCAUGGCUGACCAAGAUUCCCACCAUGAGCACCGGUUUCAUUGUUUUGGAACACGACUUAUUUGCUCAAGAAGUAGACGUCUCUGUCAAUGGUAUCUUGCCUAUUGCGUAUUCGACCAAAGGUUUAGUGAUGCAGCCUAUUGCUCAAUGCUUGGGUGAUGGUAAGCCCUAUAAGGAAGGAGUUGGUUCCUUCGUAUUGCUUCCUGGCUCAAAUGGGACCAAUAGUAAUGACAAUGGCAGUGGCAGUGGUGGCAGCAACGUCACUGAACCCGCCGCCAAUAAUGGAAACAAAAAUCCAAAUGCUGCUAUUUUUGCAAGCCCAUCAUCAGCCCUGGUGGCUGGCAUUAGUAUGACCGUUGCAACCCUUGUAGCCUUUUAUUAAGUAUAUUGAUUAAUUAAUAGAAAAUGAGGAUUAACACGUAGAUGGAUGGUUGAUCACUCGUUAAAAAAAAAAACUCGGGCCAUGACCCUCUAAUGAAAUUACGUAAAAAAAACUCGGGCCAUAACUCGCUAAUGAAACCACGUAAAAAAAAGGCUGUGGCUGGUCGUAUA
Messenger RNA from Lobosporangium transversale, 1494 nucleotides. RefSeq lists its product as hypothetical. The record is from RefSeq and is a predicted model, not a curated record. Gene Ontology annotation, biological process: carbohydrate metabolic process. Lineage: Eukaryota; Fungi; Mortierellomycota; Mortierellomycetes; Mortierellales; Mortierellaceae. Bases 164 to 1324 code for a protein of 386 amino acids. The transcript is spliced from 4 exons. Gene Ontology annotation, cellular component: membrane. Gene Ontology annotation, molecular function: chitin deacetylase activity.